This is a messenger RNA of Prunus armeniaca (apricot), 240 nucleotides long. The record is from the annotation of a GenBank genome assembly. Lineage: Eukaryota; Viridiplantae; Streptophyta; Magnoliopsida; Rosales; Rosaceae.
AUGGGUUACGACAGCUCCUCCGCAAAGGGCGGCAAUGAAGCUACAGACCCUCUUUUUCUCAACCACUCAGACCAUCCCGGGUUGGUUCUUGUUUCAAAGAAACUCAAUGGCGACAACUACAACACCUGGUCUCGCUCGAUGAAGAUCUCUCUUAGUGCUAAAAAUAAAAUUGGGUUCAUAGAUGGAUCCAUCAAGAAACCAAAGGCAGAUAAGCACCCUCUCGAUUCUACGGCAUGGUAG